Triticum urartu is the source of this 954-nucleotide messenger RNA. Its product is annotated as protein CURVATURE THYLAKOID 1C, chloroplastic. Lineage: Eukaryota; Viridiplantae; Streptophyta; Magnoliopsida; Poales; Poaceae. The record is from RefSeq and is a predicted model, not a curated record. Gene Ontology annotation, cellular component: thylakoid; chloroplast thylakoid membrane.
CUGCAAACCUGCCAUCUGAUGGAGUGUUAGUGGACUAGGGAGCUCGCGCUCACAUCCGCUGCUGCCUGCUGCAGACGACGGCCAAACAGUAGUUCCUCCACGCAUCAUCCUCCGGACACGCCACUCAGUCCAUCGUCAACAAUCCCCAGGCGGGGGAUCUAGCCAUGAUGGCAUGCGCUCUCUCCAUCGCCCAGCCUACCGCCCUCGCGCCGUGCGGCGGCGGCGGAGGCGGCAGCAGCAAGAUCGUCCCCAGGAAUCUCCCGAAGCUGCGAAGCCCCAUGGUUUCAGGCAGGAUGAGAAGUCGCGCUGUCGUCGCCAGGGCUGCGCAGGACAGUUCAGAAGCCUCCUCCGGGAGCGUCGUCAGAUACGUCAAGAGUUCGUUCAACACUACUGAAGACAUAUUUGCUCUAGCGGGUAUCGGCUUUGCAGCAAUUGCGGCAUUCUGGGCUUCCAUGAUGCUUAUUGGGGUCAUCGACAAGCUCCCUGUUCUCCCUCUUUUCUUCGAACUAAUCGGAAUAGCAGUUGCAUGGUGGUUUAUCUACGGGAACCUCCUCUUCAAGCCAGACAGGGAAAAGUUUCUGGAGAACAUCAAAAGCUCAGCAUCUCGAAUCUUGGGGCAGUAACUUCACCGUGAAGACAAAGUACAUCCUGCCUACGACAUACAUUUUCUUUGGGCCUGUCAGAAAACAUUUAGCUGUGCGCUCAUGUUAGGCAUCUGCGUCACCGUUGUCCGUUCUAGAUGUAAUACACCAUCUCCUGUACAGGUUAAAUCAAGCAUUCUUCUGGUGGUAAAACUUGAGUGUUUGUUCUCCACUUAAUAAUUUUUCAACGGCAUGUUUGAGGCAACACUGAAGUGUAAAGUCAGAGACCCCUGGCUCGUACAUUUUGGGGCUCCUUUGAUUCAAAGAAAUUUUAUAGAAUUUCUGAAGGAUUGAAAUCCUUAGGAUUUUUUUC